Molecule: messenger RNA, 3246 nt
Organism: Synchiropus splendidus (mandarinfish)
Lineage: Eukaryota; Metazoa; Chordata; Actinopteri; Syngnathiformes; Callionymidae
Product: mucin-17
Exons: 10
Coding region: 340-3246 (968 amino acids)
Source: RefSeq, a predicted model, not a curated record
GAGCCAAUAAAAGUCACUUUUCUAAGGCGCGGUCUUCUCUCCUGAUUUGCUUCACCACAACUCCACGGAGCAGAUGGAGUGUUGGCGCCCUCUUGUGAAAAUGCGGUCAUCCACUGGAGAGUCCCGUCGUCACCGCCACUCGGUCCUGGACACCGGCAGCGCAGCGGGAGCUCUCGACUGCGACCGCCGUCUUUGUGGCGCCAGCGGAGCCGCCCGGGGGGAGGUCCGCGCACACGCACGUGGAUUCGGAUGACGCGAAAGGGUUCGGACGAACAGGACACCCGGAUCAGGUUCUGACCCGGGCCCAGGUCUGGAUGUGAGAUCUGAUCUGAGUGGGAAAUGCAGCCCCACCUUUGCCUGCUGCUUCUUGUCUUCACGACAGAUGAGACCUGGUCGCUCUGCGGCGGAGACAUCCGUCUGGAUCAGAACCGGCCCGCGGGUCACGUCUCUCUCAUCAUCCCUGGAAUCCGGAGUCACGUGACCCGCCCGGCCCCUCAGCGGACCUGCCUCUGGGUCCUGGGCCUCCCGGAGGGCCGCGCCGUGCGCCUGGUCCCUGGGAGCGGCGUGAGCGUGACGGCGGGAUGUCCCGGCGACCCGGUUCUGGAGCGCUCCGGCGCCAUCCUGCUGUCUGGCUGCGACAGAGCGCACCUGACCUGGACUGGAUCAGCUGACUCCGCAGAGGUGAUCCAGCUGCAGUACUCUGUUCUGAACAGUGAACAGAACCGCUCCAGUCCGCCUCCAAGAACCUCCGUCCCUCAGGAGUCCUGGGUCACCAACUUGGAAGUCAGAGUCCGUCCCACCACUGCAGACCCGGGUCCUCGGGCGGCCUCCUGCUCACCAGCACCACAGUGGACAACUCUUCCUGAGGAAGCAGCCAACAAUGGAGCGGAAACAUCUGGAGCCUCUGCCACGCCACUCUCUUUCCACUCGGUGGCCUCUCACACACACACCGUGAACCCGCACUCAGUGGACCCACACACCUCGGACCCACACACUGUGGACUCACACACCACUGACUCACACACCUCGGACCCACACACCUCGGACCCACACACCUCGGACCCACACACCACUGACCCACACACCUCGGACCCACACACCUUGGACCCACACACCUCGGACCCACACACCGUGGACUCACACACCGUGGACUCACACACCGUGGACCCACACACCUCGGACCCACACACCGUGGACUCACACACCGUGGACCCACACACCUCGGACUCACACACCACUGACUCACACACCUCGGACCUACACACCUCGGACCCACACACCACUGACUCACACACCACUGACCCACACACCUCAGACUCACACACCUCGGACCCACACACCUCGGACCCACACACCUCAGACUCACACACCUCGGACCCACACACCUCGGACCCACACACCUCGGACCCACACACCUCGGACCCACACACCUCGGACCCACACACCUCGGACUCACACACCACUGACUCACACACCACUGACCCACACACCUCGGACCCACACACCUCGGACCCACACACCUCGGACCCACACACCUCGGACCCACACACCUCGGACCCACACACCGUGGACUCACACACCUCGGACCCACACACCACUGACUCACACACCACUGACUCACACACCACUGACUCACACACCUCGGACCCACACACCUCGGACCCACACACCUCGGACCCACACACCGUGGACUCACACACCUCGGACCCACACACCUCGGACCCACACACCUCGGACCCACACACCACUGACUCACACACCUCGGACCCACACACCUCGGACCCACACACCUCGGACUCACACACCACUGACUCACACACCACUGACCCACACACCGUGGACCCACACACCUCGGACUCUGUGGCUCCGCCCACCGUGGACUCACUCACAGACCAACUGGGCUCAGUCUCUCAAACACGGGCGUUGCCCCUGACAACCAGCGAGCUGACUGUCUCCCCUGAGCUCGGGACACCUGCCCGGGUCUGGACCGUCACUCCUCACAGAGAGGGACCCCCGACUGAGCGGGGCCCCCGCGAGGGCGCGGCGCCGCCCACCGCCAGCCUCCCUGGACGGGCAGCCUCCACCUCCCAGAAGAUGCUUCCCGGGCCGGUCACCAGCAGCGGACCUCGCUCUCCUCCACCCAAGUUCUUCAUCGUUCCAGACCAGCCAGCCACCAUCAGAGUGAAGACGGUGGAGCUGCUGCUGCAGAUGGUGGUGGAAGAUCCCAGAGCCGCUGCACCCGCAGGUCUGCAGGAGGCCACUUCAGCCUGGGUGGCGCCGUACCUGCAGAGGGCGGCAGGAUUCACCCGGGUGCUGGACGUCUGGAGCAGCGGGCGCGCGGUGCAGAGUCUGCUGGAGUUCCGCACCAGUGGCGCCCUCCAGUGGAUGGGCUCCUCGGCCUCCUUGCUGCACACCACCGGCCUGGAUCUGGCGCUCCGUGACGGGACGCUCUUCAGGAAGUCCAGGCUCAGCAACAUCACGGUGGGAGGGCUUCACGCCGACGUGUGCCACUGGCUGCUUCAGUGUCCUGCAGGCUUCAACUGUCGCUCCCGGUCUGGAAACUUCAGCUGCUCCUCCGUCUGCCACAGCGACCACUGCCAGCACCAGGGCCUGUGCACACACCACACGCAGCACCUGCCCGUCUGCCGGUGCCUGGUGGGAGACGACUUCUGGUUCAUGGGUCGGCGCUGCGAGGUCCGGAUGACUCGGGCGCGGCUGGUGGGCAUGUGCCUGGCCGGCGUGCUCCUGGUGGCGGCCGUCAUCGGCGCGCUGGCCCUGGCGGCGGUGAGGCGCUACAGAGCGGCUCUGAUCCGGGCCAAGGUGGAGCAGACCCGCAGCAGCUACCACAGGUUCGACCGCUUCGACGAGCUGUCGGCUCGGUUGUGGGCGCGCGGCUCGGCGGACUCACUGGACGACGGUGACGAGCUGCUGCACCUGCGGGCGCCGGAGCGGCCCUGCUGUUACCAUGACGACACGCUGUCGCUGCCGUCCACCUGCCCCAGCCACCUCAACACGGUGUACAGCGCUCAGACGGGGCGGCGGGGCAGCGAGGCCGACGCGGCCCUGGACUCCGGCAAGGUCAGCGACCUCUCCGUCUGCAGCUGGACCCUGGAGCCCAUCCACUGGACGCCCUUCCCGCUGCUGCAGCAGCUGGCGAGUGCCUCGGUGGAGCUGGAGUCCCGGGAGUCCAGGCCCGGGUCCUGCUGUGAGGCCCUGGAGCCUCUGUCCAGCAGAAAUAAAAGCUGA